UUCCUAGCACAUAGAAUAAUGAUAGUUGUAGGCCCUGAUGAUCAAGACUAAUGUAAAUUUUUUUUGUUUGAAACGAACAUUCUUUCCCAUAAUGCAGUCAGUCUCUUUUGUUUUUGAUAGAGUCGAGGCUACUCUGUCAUGUUUUAAAAUUGCGCUCUUGUUGCCCAGGUACUGCUCUCUACACACAAAUUAAGGUUGUUCCCAUCGCAUUUCUGAACACAAGAAAAUUAGAAAGAUCAUGAGGGUAGACAUACAGGGAAAGCUCCGGCUAGCUCUUGGCUUAGUAAAGGAUCAUGCAUCGAUCGGCAAGGCUAUGAUACACAACCCUUAUGAUGGCUUUUCCAACAUAGAUAUUGCAGUCCUGCGCGCUACUGGCCAUGAUAAUGGCCCCAUCGACGACAAACACAUGCAUGAGAUUCUCUUCCUUGUCUCUAACUCCCCUGGAUCCAUUCCUUUUCUGGCUGAACGAAUUUCUCGUCGUCUUUGCAAAACCAGAGACCGCCUUGUCGCCCUCAAGACCCUUGUCCUCAUCCAUCGCCUCCUACGAGGAGGCAACCGUUGCUUUGAGCAACAGCUACGAGAUGCACACAUAUCUGGUCAUCUCCAAAUGAGUACCCGCUGGUUUUCUAAGAAUUCUGACCCUUCAGUUUGUUUUCUGCACAAUUAUGCAGCAUAUCUGGAAGAAAGGAUGGGUUGGCUCAUCAACCAAGCAGGAAAACUCGAACCUGUUAUGUCUAAAGGCAGCUUCGAGUUUCGAUGCUACGAAGAGAAGUCAAUCGACGUGGUAUUCCGAAAAUUGCCAAAAUGUCAACUACUUAUAGAUAGAGUCUUGAGUUGUUCACCGUUGGAUAUAUUGCCUUCAGAUAACCUGGCUCAAGCAGCCAUGAGCAACACCUUGAAAGAGAGCUUUCAGCUAUACUUGACUUUUUGUGAAGGCAUCGCUGCUCUUGUUAACAUGUUCUUUGAUUUAACAAAGCCGGCGAGGGCUUUAGCCUGUGAAAUACUUAAGAGGGCUUCCCAGCAAAGUCAGGAGCUUCACGAUCUGUAUGAGAACUGCAAAUGGAUUAUUGAGAACAAGAGUUUGGAGUACCCAUAUGUUCAAAUCAUCACUAUGGAGCAUGUUAUGGCAUUGGAACAAUGCUUGGGCUGUCCACAAGUUGAUCAAACGGCCAAUUCCUAUAGUUUUCAUGUGUUGAGCAAGACUACUGCUUCAUCGGCACUACCUCCUAUCUUGGGGCUAGCAAAAUCAACGAAGCCACAAGGGGCAACGGCGGCAAAAGAAGGCAAAAAGGGCGAUAUCAGUUUGUCAUCAACUCUCUUCUCAUGUUCACUGGAGACCAAAAUUAGCAAAGUAUGGGUUGUGUUUGAUGAAGAUGAUCAUCCCAAUUAACCAAUCACAACUUCCACUACAUGACAAGACUCUUCAAUGACAAGGUCUGUGAGAUCUUUCUACUGCACAGCAUAAUCUGGGGGAUGCGAAUAUAUUAAGAGACAAGGAACAGUACUGUCGGCCCAGCCCUUGUGGUUUUCUAAAAACGCAGUAACAUUAACGUUAAUUUCUCGAUACAGGCAGGCACAGUGCCCACUAAAAGCUCUGGCCAAGAAGUUUUCGUUCAUAAUCGGAGUGAACUUACUGGUUUUGUACUUUCAACCAAAAUUUUUCCUUUGCUCUUGUAUCUUAACGUGAGGUUCUUGGUGCUUAAUUACUACUUGUUUCAAGUACUUGAGAAUUUGAGGGUGUGCAUAUCUAUGUAUUUGAGCAAAGUAUAAGUGUGUGAUCUCAAGUUGAA
This is a messenger RNA of Juglans regia (Persian walnut), 1790 nucleotides long. RefSeq names its product putative clathrin assembly protein At1g33340. The transcript is spliced from 2 exons. Bases 239 to 1390 code for a protein of 383 amino acids. The record is from RefSeq and is a predicted model, not a curated record. Gene Ontology annotation, molecular function: SNARE binding; phosphatidylinositol-4,5-bisphosphate binding; clathrin heavy chain binding. Gene Ontology annotation, cellular component: clathrin-coated pit; clathrin-coated vesicle. Gene Ontology annotation, biological process: vesicle budding from membrane; clathrin coat assembly; clathrin-dependent endocytosis. Lineage: Eukaryota; Viridiplantae; Streptophyta; Magnoliopsida; Fagales; Juglandaceae.